GUUUGAUUCCCCCUCACUGGUUCCUCAAAGGUUUCUAUUCAGUUUGUCGCCGUCAUUCGCCAUUUGUGAGGAGGCGUGCUUGGAUGGAGCGGUGAUAGUGAGGUCGUGGGGCAGAAGAUGAGUCACGGACUUUGUUCCUGUUCAUGGUCCAGCGACUCGGUGAGGUCACGGCGGCUGAUUCUGCGAGAUACAGUUUUAUCAAGACACCGAUUGCUCCCUUCUGACACAAACGAGGAGGGGAAAAGGUUGAGGGUAACAUGAACCACAAAACGUCAAUCCCGGUUUCUCUGAACCCAAUCAGUGAUGUUCAGAGACAGAAGUCAAGGAACGGGACAGAGAGAUCACGUCCAUGAAUGUGAGCCUGUGAGGAAAAACCACGGAUGAACGGUGACAGCUGCCAACGUGUCGUACCUGGCUGGUGUCACGUUCAGACGGGCUUAAUCGUAUCGGCUUAAAGCUCAGCGUUGAAGGCACAGCUUGUUUAUGAGCAUCACAUCUGUGCUCCUGACCGUCACUGCCCAUCUGUCCUGUUCCCAUCUUUCCCUUAAGAGGCUUUUCCUGUCGACGACCGGUUAGGAUCAGCGCACAGCAGGGCAGACGUGCUAAACACGAAACACAAAACAUCUCAGCAGAAACGUCCGAUCACAUCACAUGACCCUUCAUCAUGCCUGCCAUUGUCAACCUCCUUUUCAAUGUCGUCUCCACCAACACCACAAUCUCCUUCAACACAGUACUUCCCCUGGUCAGCCUUGUCUCCCUCCUGGGGGGCGUGGGGGGUCACCUCCUCAUGUGGAUGGUGAUGGUGAGGAACCCUAAGAGCCGCUCGAAGCCGAGCUCCAUCUUGCUUCUCAACCUCAGCCUGGCGGAUACGGGUGCUCUGCUCACCUUACCCUGUGUGCUUCUGAGCGCUAGUUUCCAGGACUGGAUACUCGGGGAUACAACCUGCAUCCUUUUGGGGUUCCUGACUUCCAUAACAGUCGGGGUGGAAAUUUUCAGUCUGGCUGCUUUGUCCAUGCUUCGGUAUCGCAUUGUCGCACCACGGAUGAGACGGCCAGUAAGCUUGACGCAAGUGUUAUGCAUUGUGGUGGCGAUAUGGUUGGUGUCGGUAACCAUGGCUUUACCCAAGGUCACCUACGUCAGCUUUAGCGGGGCUUGUACGUGGUCGGUGGGCCGAGACGAGUGGCUGUUCUUUCUGGUCCCAGCCUUCUUGCUUUAUUACGUUGGCCCUCUUCUUUGUAUCGCUAUCAACUGCGGCCUCAUCAUCUCCCAUCUCCAUACCUGCAGGGGGUUUCUAUCCGGGCACCGACGUAACAAAAAAGCUACCGCUUUGCUAGUUGCUUCAACUUUAGUUUUUGCAUUGAGCUGGUUGCCAUAUUACGCACUUGAGUUUGUUAACGUUAUAUCUCCUUAUAUUAGUCCCGCGGUUCCGAACAUUGGAAUGUUUAGCCGUAAGUUGAAUUUCUGGGUCUCAACAUCUGGACCAAGCAUGGAAACGAAGACAAGAGUGUCCCUGUUAUGGGAGGUAUCAUCAUUAGCUGCUAUAUUGAUGGUGUGUCUUGCACCCUGCUGGAACCCGCCGCUGUAUUUCCUGCUGUCACGGCCUGCAGUGCGUCAACUGCGAGCUCUGCUGCCUGACUGCUUACAGGAGAAUACGGUGAAGAAAAGAAAAAUACGGCGUCGUAUCGCUCCUGUUACCCAAAUUGACUCAAAGCAGCCACAGUCUCCAGUAUUUGAAUAAAACCCUGACAAGCUGACUGAAUCGGUAAAGCCUAGGUCGCAGAAAAAUGGACAUUUUGCCCAAAUGUGACCCCAGCAAAACCCAGUCGAAUUUACCUUGAGAAGCAUUUGGUUACUCCGUUUUAGACGCCAUGUGCCUCUGCGCUUGCUUCAUCCAUUUUUCCCUCUAAGUAUCACUUAUCACUUGUGAACAUCCAGCAGCAACACAACAUUUUUGCUAUUGUUUUAUAAAAAAAUAUGCUGAACCCAGUCGAAUUUAGUUUGGUUACUCCGUUUUAGACGCCAUUUUCUGAACAGAGAAACUAGUUGAACUUCAAAUGUAAUUUUGGUAGAACAUAUUUACAAACAAUAUAUAACAUAUUUAAGCAAAGUUGAUGACUCAUGUCAGGUGGCAAUAUAGUAGGAACAUUCCAAAAAUUUGUUUAUACCGUACUUUCAAGCCAAAUACUCUGUUCUCUGUGCUUGCUUCAUCCAUUUUUUUCCCUGUUUUGGAAAAAAAAGUAUCAAAGUAUCACUCUGGCUUGUGAACAUCCAGCAGCAACACAACAUUUUUGCUAUUGUCUUAUGAAAAAUAUGCUGAACCCAGUCGAAUUUACCUUGAGAAGCGUUGGCUACUCUGUUUUAGAUGCUUUUUUCUGAACAGAGAGAGCUAGUUGAACUUAAAAUGUAAUUUUUGCGGAAUUUACAAUUGGCUUUGAAAAAUCAAACCCCGUAGAACAUAAUUACAAACAAUAUAUAACAUAUUUAAGCAAAGUUGAUGACUCAUGUGCUUGAAAAUCAGCACUGUUUUUUUGCACAUAGUCUAUCCGUAAAAGCCGUACGACCGGUACUGACCCAGAUGUAAUGGUAAUAGUAAUGGUUUUAUUUCAUUUGAACAUGCAUCAGAUUACAAUUGAAUGCAUCACAUAAUCAGUUCACAGUUCCACAUGUCCAAAAGGAGUAGGAAGAAGCAAAGCUUAUUAAAUCCUACCCCUCCAUCUGGUACUUUUACAAUCAGUAACUGUUACAUUUGUUCACUUCCUGCUUUCCAUAAAUAGGGUUAAGGGUUUUUGGGGUUUUUUUUUUGAAUGUGAACAUUUGAGCAGGAUCUUGAGACAUAAUUUAAUUUAUUUGUUUUUUAUGUUUUUUUUGUAAAUUUGUGUCAACAAAUGCUACACUUUAAGUUUAUA
Messenger RNA from Doryrhamphus excisus (bluestripe pipefish), 2906 nucleotides. Lineage: Eukaryota; Metazoa; Chordata; Actinopteri; Syngnathiformes; Syngnathidae. The record is from RefSeq and is a predicted model, not a curated record.